Drosophila takahashii is the source of this 3091-nucleotide messenger RNA. It is a transcript of the gene sNPF-R, whose product is annotated as short neuropeptide F receptor. Gene Ontology annotation, biological process: G protein-coupled receptor signaling pathway. Gene Ontology annotation, molecular function: neuropeptide binding; neuropeptide Y receptor activity. NCBI's taxonomy places the organism in Eukaryota, Metazoa, Arthropoda, Insecta, Diptera, Drosophilidae. Gene Ontology annotation, cellular component: neuron projection; plasma membrane. The record is from RefSeq and is a predicted model, not a curated record.
CGUCGGACGCGAAAGUCGGCAGAAAAACCGGAGGAAAAUCAGAAAAAGAGAUUUUCGAACAGAGGAGAAAAACUGUCUUCGACGGAGGGCUAAAGAAUAUUUUCAUUGUGCGGCAAGGAACUGAUAGCGAAAGUGAGAGCAAGGGAGUGAAAAAAGGAGACCAAACAAGUGCCGGAACGUGCUCGAGUGUCUCCAUCCUUGCGGUUUUUGGUUUUUGUGUCUCGAACCGCUCCUCUCCCCAGUAUUUUCAUACUUAUAUAUAUAUCGGAUACGCCGUGUUGACACGUCGGCGGUCGCCAGUUUUCGGUUUUUAUUUAUACCCUCUGUUUGUACUUUUUUCCCGUGGUUAGCCCGGCCAAAAACUUUUCGCCUUUCCGCCUUUGUCUCCGGGCCCAACGCCCAACAAUAAUAUUUAACGGCCAGUGUGAGAGUUCAAGUUUAACUGACUGCAAACCAACUUGAAAUUAAAUCAAUUUGCCCAAGCAUCUGGCGGUGGGAGUACGAACUCAACGGCUCGGUCAAUUAGCGAUGAGCGGAAUAUUAUUGCCCCAGGCUUUCUGAGCGGCCAAGAGGUUUUUGGCCUGGCUUGGCCAGCAGCGAGUAAGGAGCUCAAUUCCGGCGGCGACGGAAAUGGCUGCUUAAGUGGUGCGCAUCCGAACCGGAACCACCGGCAGCAAGUCGAGCACACAACCACUCAGCACUCAACUCAUUAGUGAAAGAUGGCCAACUUGAGCUGGCUGAGCACCACGACCCAGUUGCCGCUGGUCACCACCUCGAACUGGAGCCUCACUUCGCCGGUGACCACGAGCUUCGUCCUGGCGGAUGUGGCUGCCUCGAAGGACGACGAUGGGAUCAUCGCCAAUCAGUUCGUGCAGAUCUUCUUCUACGUCCUCUACGCCACGGUCUUUGUCCUGGGAGUGUUUGGCAAUGUCCUGGUCUGCUACGUGGUCCUGCGGAAUCGAGCCAUGCAGACGGUGACGAAUAUAUUCAUCACGAAUCUGGCUCUGUCGGACAUCCUGCUCUGCGUCCUGGCGGUGCCCUUCACCCCGCUCUACACGUUCAUGGGUCGCUGGGCUUUCGGAAGGAGUCUGUGUCAUCUAGUGUCCUUUGCCCAGGGCUGCAGCAUCUACAUAUCCACGCUGACGCUCACCUCGAUUGCCAUCGAUCGGUACUUCGUGAUCAUCUAUCCGUUCCAUCCGCGUAUGAAGCUCUCCACCUGCAUCGGGAUCAUCGUGAGCAUCUGGGUGAUAGCCCUGCUGGCCACCGUUCCCUACGGCAUGUACAUGAAGAUGACCAACGAGGUGGUCAAUGGCACGCAGUUGGGGGGCAAUGAGACCCUGGUGGAGGCCACUCUGAUGCUGAAUGGCAGCUAUGUGGCCCAGGGAGCGGGAUUGAUAGAGCCGCCGGACGCCACCUCGGCGGCCCAGGCCUAUAUGCAGGUGAUGCAGGCGGGAUCGGCGGAGCUGCCGUAUGUGCGUGUCUACUGCGAGGAGAACUGGCCAUCGGAGCAGUAUAGGAAGGUCUUCGGAGCCAUCACCACCACGCUGCAGUUCGUGCUGCCCUUCUUCAUCAUCUCCAUCUGCUAUGUGUGGAUCUCGGUGAAGCUGAACCAGCGGGCCAGGGCCAAGCCGGGAUCGAAGUCUUCGCGGCGGGAGGAGGCGGAUCGGGAUCGCAAGAAGCGCACCAAUCGCAUGCUCAUCGCCAUGGUGGCCGUCUUCGGUUUGAGCUGGCUGCCCAUCAAUGUGGUCAACAUAUUCGAUGAUUUCGACGACAAGUCCAACGAGUGGCGCUUCUACUUCCUGUUCUUCUUCGUGGCCCACUCGAUUGCCAUGAGCUCCACCUGCUACAAUCCCUUCCUCUACGCCUGGCUCAAUGAGAACUUCCGCAAGGAGUUCAAGCACGUCCUGCCCUGCUUUAAUCCCUCGAACAACAAUAUCAUCAAUAUAACCAGGGGUUAUAACAGGAGUGAUCGGAAUACCUGUGGCCCGAGGUUGCAUCACGGCAAGGGAGGCGGGGAGGGGGAUGCCGACGACCAGGACGAGAACGGCAUCACCCAGGAGACGUGUCUGCCCAAGGAGAAGCUGCUGAUUAUCCCGAGGGAGCCGACCUACGGCAAUGGCACUGGUGCCGUGUCCCCGAUCCUCAGUGGACGGGGCAUCAACGCCGCCUUGGUCCAUGGCGGAGACCAUCAGAUGCACCAGCUGCAGCCGUCGCUUCAGCAGCAGGUGGAGCUCACGCGGAGGAUCCGCCGGCGGACGGACGAGACGGACGGGGAUUACCUGGACUCGGGGGACGAGCAGACCGUGGAGGUGCGCUUCAGCGAGACGCCGUUCGUGAGCACGGAUAACACGACCGGGAUCAGCAUCCUGGAGACGAGCACGAGUCACUGCCAGGACUCGGAUGUGAUGGUCGAGCUGGGCGAGGGAAUCGGAGGAGGAGUAGGAGUAGGAGUAGGACCAGGAGGCGGAGGAGAGCUCGGGAGACGAUUCAACUGAGAUAGGAUAUUCGAGACGCAUUUCUAAGCAUCUUCGUGGACGGACUUUUAUUGAAUUGUGCCAGUAAUUCAAGCCAAAAUAAUGCAGGGAAAUGUCAGCUGGAUAUCGGAAGUCCUUUUGUAGACCACAAACUCAACGUGGAUGGGUGGAAAAAUGCUGAUAAAUGGCAAAUCAAGUGACAACGAUGUGGAAAGUGAUGGAGAGGCGCGGUUGUCUAGCAAUUGGCUGAAACAGCUACACAAGUCAUUGAUAUCAGAUGUAUAUAUAUAUUUAUGUAUUUUACGGGUGUGAUUGGAGUGUGUGUGUGGGGCCUGAGGGCAGAACUGCCUCUUUAUACUGCUAUUUUUUGCCGAAUUUUCCGUUUUUCCCGUUGCCAUUCAACUCGCGACAAUUGCCGGGCCAUUUCGCAUAUUUACAAUGCCUCGAAGGGUGAUUCCAGCCGCUCUCCGAAGAACAGUUUGCCUUUGUCGCUUUCAAUUUGUACCUAACAACUGUCAGACAUUUGUCGUUUUGGUUUGGAUUGCGCCAGUCACACGGAAUUAAAUUUCGAGCGCCGGUUUUUCGGCCCAAUUGUGUGGAAAUAUGUCAACGCAAGG